This is a messenger RNA of Hordeum vulgare subsp. vulgare (domesticated barley), 1420 nucleotides long. Its product is annotated as E3 ubiquitin-protein ligase RDUF2-like. Gene Ontology annotation, biological process: protein ubiquitination. Gene Ontology annotation, cellular component: cytoplasm. The transcript has a single exon. The record is from RefSeq and is a predicted model, not a curated record. Gene Ontology annotation, molecular function: ubiquitin protein ligase activity. Lineage: Eukaryota; Viridiplantae; Streptophyta; Magnoliopsida; Poales; Poaceae. Bases 215 to 1057 code for a protein of 280 amino acids.
ACGCAAUUCCCCUCUCCCCUCUCCCUCUCCAGGUCUCCUCCCCCGCUGCCUGCCCGAAACCCCCAAUUCGAAAAUCGAUUUGGGGAUUCCGGCGUCCCGAGCUCCCCAGAUCCGCGCCAUCGCUCGGCCGCCCGUCCGAUCCGCGCCCGCGGCCGCCGUCGGAGCUGACCGUCCGGGGGAUUUCUCGGAGGGGGCUCUUGCUAGACCGCUCCCGAUGGCGUCGUCCCCUGUCUCCUACUGGUGCUACCACUGCAGCCGCUUCGUGCGGGUCUCCCCGGCCACCGUCGUCUGCCCCGACUGCGACGGCGGCUUCCUCGAGCAGUUCCCCCAGCCGCCGCCGCCGCGGGGCGGCGGCGGCAGCGGCCGGCGCGGGGCCAUGAACCCGGUGAUCGUGCUGCGGGGCGGCUCGCUCUCCGGCUUCGAGCUCUACUACGAGGACGGCUCCGGCGACGGGCUGCGGCCGCUGCCCGGCGACGUCUCGCACCUCCUCAUGGGCUCCGGGUUCCACCGCCUGCUCGACCAGUUCUCCAGGCUCGAGGCGGCCGCGCCGCGCCCGCCGGCGUCCAAGGCCGCGGUCGAGUCGAUGCCCUCCGUGACCGUCGCCGGGGGAGCCGGCGCCCACUGCGCGGUCUGCCAGGAGGCCUUCGAGCCCGGCGCCGCGGCUCGGGAGAUGCCGUGCAAGCACGUCUACCACCAGGACUGCAUCCUCCCCUGGCUCUCCCUCCGCAACUCCUGCCCCAUCUGCCGCAGCGAGCUUCCGGCGGCGGCCGUGCCUGAGGCGGAGGCGGACGCCGGGCUCACCAUCUGGCGACUCCCCCGCGGCGGAUUUGCUGUUGGGAGGUUCGCCGGCGGGCCCAGAGAGCAACUGCCGGUUGUCUACACGGAGCUGGAUGGGGGUUUCAGCAACGGCGUCGGGCCGAGGCGGGUGACAUGGCCAGAAGGAGAAGGCCAGGUGGACGGCGGCGAAGGUCGGAUUCGCCGUGUAUUUAGGAACCUGUUUGGGUGCUUUGGCCGGGGCGGCCGGCCUGAGAGUUCCUCGCAGGCCCGUAGUGGCUGAGCAAUGUUCUUCCUGGUAACUCACUUUCAAUUGAUGAUAGUGGUGAAUAAGUAGGAGUUAGUAUAAGGAGGAGACCCAGGUGAUGAAUUCUUGGUUAGUUUGAUGUAAAUGAAGGGCUUGCAUUCCCCCCCUUUUGUCUUGUUUUAAGAAUUUAGAGUUGGCCACGAGCAAACAACUCAGAAAUGAAAUUUGAUAGCAAAUCAGGAAGAACAAGCCCAAGCCUUCAAGAAUGCAAUAGGAGUGAAUUAUGGGGGGAAUCAAUCACUGGCAAUAUUGUAGGCAAGGAGAACAAUUCGUGUUCUCACUUCUGUAUUGUUUGUGCAUAUACUGGAUUCGUUCAAGAUAAAUUUCGAUUUUGCAGUA